Pocillopora verrucosa is the source of this 2222-nucleotide messenger RNA. RefSeq lists its product as uncharacterized. NCBI's taxonomy places the organism in Eukaryota, Metazoa, Cnidaria, Anthozoa, Scleractinia, Pocilloporidae. The record is from RefSeq and is a predicted model, not a curated record. Gene Ontology annotation, cellular component: membrane.
UACUUAAUGCAAUAUCGCGUAUUUUGUGCACUGAUCAUGAGUUGACAGUUUCUGUCAUUUUAUGUCAAUUUGGUCCGUAAAUAGCCAUAAGACAAUUAAUUCCGUUGUCUGCGAGAGGAUGUUAAAGAAACGAUGAUAUCGUAGUGCCAGUUCAUAAGUAAUCGCUCUCGUUUCUGGCCGGGCUGAUCUCAAAGUUACGAUGGAACGGAGAGUUGAUGUAGACGGGGAAGUUGCGCUUGAUUUUCCAGGAGAUGGAAAUUAUAACCACAGACCUCCACAUUCCCCAACUCUUGGUCAUACCCAGUGGAGCCAGUUUUCUUAUGAGAACCAAACUGCACGGCCACAAAACGACCCUGGUGUGAAUGCAAAAGUGAAGAGAAAACGAACCCCAUUGGAAUGGUUAAAAAAAUAUUUCUUUGAAGGUCAAGCACUGACCGACACUCAAACCCAGGCUCUUCAGAAGCUUGACCCAAACGCACCAUGGCACGAGAGGCUAAUUGUCAAGCACCGUCGGCUGGUGGGCGUGGCUAUUCCGUUCAUCUUCUAUCAAGUUAUUUGGUGGAGUUCUGCAAUUAAUUAUGACUUUUGGAGUCUGUUCCCUGAACGAUAUUUCAUUUCCAUAACGAUGAUAUUUGGCUCAAUGAUUGCAGGAAUGACAAGUGAAGGUGGAGGCGCGGUAGCUUUUCCCGUCAUGACCCUCGCUUUUAACAUAUCUCCAGCAGUGGCACGUGACUUCUCACUGAUGAUCCAGUCCUGCGGUAUGACAGCAGCGGCUUUUACUAUCUUCUGGAUGCGCGUGCAGCUUGAGUGGCACUCCAUCAUAUUCUGUUCGCUCGGCGGAAUCGUCGGCAUGGCAAUUGGUUUGGAGUUCAUUGACCCAAACCUCACCCCACCUCAGAAGAAAAUUGGUUUCGUUUGUGUGUGGUUCUCGUUUGCUUUUGCCUUGUUCCUUUUGAAUCUCUACCACAAGCGAAAGACAUACAAAAUUAUCCCAGAUUUCAAGCUAUGGAAAAUGGUUGUUCUGACUCUGACCGGAUUCAUCGGCGGAAUUUUCUCUGCCGUUGCCGGCAGUGGCGUGGACAUCUGCAGCUUCAGUAUGCUGACUCUUCUCUUCCGGGUCAGUGAGAAAACGGCAACACCAACUUCCGUUGUACUAAUGGCCGGAAACACUGUGGUCGGUUUCUAUUGGCGCCAAGUCAUCCAACAAGCUGUGAGUGCCGAUGCGUACUACUACCUUGCAGUUUGUGUCCCGAUUGUCGUGUUAGGCGCUCCCCUAGGUUCUGUGUUGGGCAGCCAUUUUCAUCGACAGGUCCUUGCCGGUUUGAUAUAUGUCUUAGACACUGUGGCCCUAGUCAGUGCGUACGCAAUUGUCCCACUCACCAAGGCUUUAAUCGGAGUUUCCGUUGGUAUAAUAGCUUUUGGAUUCGUGUUUUUUGGUGCCAUCACUUACGCUGGACAGAAGAUUAUGGAAGGUAUUGAGGAAGAGAAGGAACAACUGCCACAAACUCAAGUCAACGGAGAAGUGAAAGAAAAAGAAAACGGAGUUAUUAAUUACAAAAAAGAAGGAGAAACUGAAGAUAUUGACUUAGGAAAGCUCAACUCUGGGUUUUCUGCCACCACAGAUGUCUCAAGACAGCUAUAAGAAUGGAUUAUCAGACAAUACUUAUUUGACUCUCCGGACUGAACAAAGCAUAUAUCUUCUCCUAGCGAGGAUUCAAUACAGUGUUAUUGCUCACAGGUUAAAGGAACAGAUACAGUCAUCAAAUCGAAGAAAUGGUCUUGACAUAAUACCAAUUCUCAGAAUAAGCCUACAGAAAAUAUCUUAUUAUCCGUUUGGAGGUUAAGCUAUGAUAUAAUGGUAAUUAAAAUGAUGUAUUACUGAGGUUAAAAACAAAACAAAAACCAAAAACCAAAACAAACAAAAAAACUACCGGAAAAAAAAGAAAAGCCUUGCAUGUAAAGAAAAUGUGGAAUAAGGCUUUCAGCCUGAUAUCUAUCCAAAUAAAAACGACUCCUGCCAAAACUACUAAAGAAUUCAUUUGAAAAUUCAUUGAAAGAACUGACAGUGAUCGAGAUCCAAGCUGACUUUUGGAAGCAUUUAGUUAAGUCUAAAUUCAUGUUCCUAACUUUGGCCAUGGCUCCGAGGCUUUGAAUAACGAUGCAUUCAUUAGCAUCAUUUAUUCUAAUUUAUCCAAUUUCGUUCAUUCGUUCAUUCAUUCCUU